This is a messenger RNA of Ailuropoda melanoleuca (giant panda), 5707 nucleotides long. RefSeq names its product protein phosphatase 2 regulatory subunit B''beta (gene PPP2R3B). The record is from RefSeq and is a predicted model, not a curated record. Gene Ontology annotation, biological process: protein dephosphorylation. NCBI's taxonomy places the organism in Eukaryota, Metazoa, Chordata, Mammalia, Carnivora, Ursidae. Gene Ontology annotation, molecular function: calcium ion binding; protein phosphatase regulator activity. The transcript is spliced from 12 exons. Bases 2726 to 4255 code for a protein of 509 amino acids. Gene Ontology annotation, cellular component: protein phosphatase type 2A complex.
UAUGGAGGGGAAGGCGGGUGCGGUGUGCUUGCGGUCGCUGCUUUGGGACCACUCCCGUGAUUUCUCGGUCGUCUUUGUCGCUGGAAUGGGGAAGACACGCCGUGUCCUCCUGCUGGGAGGCCGUAUGCCACGUGUAGGCUGACGAGGUAUCCCUGCAGUCCUGCAGUUUCUUGGGGGCUCAGUGGUCUGGGAAGGAAAGGCCUGUCCAGCGCCGGGUGGGACCUGGUUCAGAAAGGGGCGUGUCCUGCAGCCUAAUGCUGCUUCUUGCUGCUCAGGGGUCUUGUCUGUGUGUUUUCGGGACUGCUGUGUUUCUGAGUGUGGUUCUUGAAACCAGCACCAAAUGCGCCGUGUGCUUGGACUGCACCCUCACUGCGAACUCUGUGCCUGUGGCUGCUGUGGCCGGCAGGUGGUGGGUCCCUGAUGAACCUCACUGGAAGGAGGGGAGACAGGAGUGCUUGGGGAGGACGGCAGGGAGAGGCAAGGACAGGUAAAAGCCUGGAGUGUGAGGUGCACGUGGGUCGGGGAGGAGAACAGGCCCACGUGAUCCUUCCACAUCUGCAAGAGCAGCGUGGGUGCCCACGCAGGGCUGGGGGCCACGGGGAAUCAGGGCGAGCAGAUUCAGGACUGUGUCUGCCCAGUUCAUGCCCCACACGUGUCGUCACUAACACAGGGCUGUCUUUCUCCCGAGGAGGAGUGGUGUCCACAGACAGAUUUCUCGAGGCUGGCUAGUUCCCCAAAACAUAUACUCACCUGAUACUCUGGUGUUUCUUCUAUCCCUGUACAUGGGAGUCCUCGCUCUGGGACAGAGCGGGGCAGUGUGGGUGUCCCCGCCCGGGGCUGUGCGCGUGUCCUCGCCCUGGGCUGUGCCGCUGUCCUUGCUCUGAGUUGUGCCGGUGUCCUCGCUCUGGGCUGUGCGGGUGUGCUCGCCCUGGGUCAUGCGGGUGUCCCUGCCAUGGGCUGUGCCAGUGUCCCCACCCGGGGCCGUGCCGGUGUCCUUGCUUGGCUGUUCUGGUGCCCUUACUACCCAGAACAAAGCAUCACGCUCCAGUGCCAGGUCCAUCCACAAGUCUGUUUCUGGGGUGGGGGUGGGGAGGGAUCCCUCCACACCCACCGUCUUUGUGGCCCUGUUUCACGUCCUGUAGGCGGACGGUUCCGUGGGGGGUGAUGGCGGGGCACUGAGGUCUGUUCUGCUGCUGCGUGUGUGUUAAUGUCUGUGUCCCUUCUGGGUUACGCUUCCUGAAACCAUGUGGGGCUCACAUCACAGGAUCUCUGUGCCUUGGCUUCGUGCCUGCUGCAGCCCAGGUGGGCACAGGUGUGGUCGGCUUCCUCAGCGUGUCUUCCCUUCCUGCUGAGGAGGGUGGUGGAGGCGCCCAGGGUGGUAGCUCUUCUUCGGUCCAGUUCCGAGCCCUCUGCUUGGAUCCACCCUGGUCAGUCUGUGUGACCAGUCCCUGCAGUCACGGAACACGUCACCUACACGGCAGUCACGUGCACGUCACCUACACGGCAGUCACGGAGCACGUCACCUCCACGGUACACGGCAGUCACAGAGCGCGUCACCUACACGGCAGUCACGUGCACGUCACCUACACGGCAGUCACAGAGCACGUCACCUACACGGUACAUGGCAGUCACAGAGCAUGUCACCUACACGGCAGUCACGGAGCACGUCACCUACACGGCAGUCACGGAGCAUGUCACCUACACGGCACUCACGUGCACGUCACCUACACGGCAGUCACAGAGCACGUCACCUACACGGUACACGGCAGUUACAGAGCACGUCACCUACAUGGUAGUCACGGAGCACGCACUCGACAGCGUCUGCACAUGCUUGCGUUCUGUCGUGUUACCUCCAGGACGCUUUCCUUCCUUCCUUCCCCGUGUGACAUCCCGUAGUAUGUCCGUUGUGUUCUGUGCUACCCACUUGAUGGUCUGGGUGACUUUCUGCAGCUGCUCACUCCCUGCGAUACAUAGCUUACGUUGUACGUUACCCACUUUUUACCAGUGACGUUUACCCCGUCUGCUUACGUUCUGUGUUAUCUGAGCUGCGUGGUCUCUGUUCCACGAAAUCUAUGUGCUAUCCUACCUUACCUACCUUGCGGCAGGAAAGCUCUGAAAUCCUGUAUGCUCCCCACACCCCCGAUUGUGAAGAGAAAGCGUCAGCGGACCCUUGGUGCUUUGUGCUCUCCAGUCUGACGUGCAGAGCGGGAGGCUGGUGUGGACAGACCCCUUUGUUUCUAGCAUGAUUUCAGGGCGCAGGCAGCUGCUUUGGCUGCAUCUGGGCUCUCGGGGACCUUCAGAGAUGUGGGGCGAGCGCUGUAACAGACCUCACGUCUGUGCAGAGCGCCUCCUCUCCUCCCUCCCCGCCUCUGCUCCCAGAUCACUUCACUUCUCUGGAGAGCGCCUCUGUCGCCCCCACCCCCACCCCCAGAACUAGAGGCGCCCGUCCCCAGAUGUCUCCUCGCGGACCUGUUUACGUGCUCGUCCCGCUGGGCUGAGCCACCAGACAGGGUCACCGUGCAGCAAGCUGCGUCCAGGACUGCCACCGGCAGCCCGGCCACAACAGCUCCGGCCACAGUGACUCCCUCCUGCACAGCCAGGGGCCCGCUGGGAGGAGCGGCGCGCGGCCGCCUCCCCCACCCUGCAGCCAUGUGCCCUCCUCAGCCUGUGGAAUGCGCGCGGCCCAGGGCCGGCCCCCAGAGCGUCCGGCCGGCCACGGCCACGCAUGGAGCGCGCUGAGCCCAGCCGCCCAGACUGUCCUGCCGGGCGCAGCUGCCGCCCCGAGCCCUCCGGCCCCGGCCCGGCCCAGCCCCGAGAGCGAGAGCGCAGCGCCUGGCCUGGCCCCCGGCGGCCCAUGCGAGCUGACAUGCGGCUCAGGGAGCUGUCGCUGCGCCAGGACCCCGAUCUGAGGCAGGAGCUGGCCUCCCUGGCCCGCGGCUGUGACUUCGUGCUGCCCUCCCGCUUUAAGAAGAGGCUCAAGGCCUUCCAGCAGGUCCAGGUUCAGACGAAGAAGGAGGAGCCCCUGCCACCCGCCACCAGCCAAAGCAUUCCAACGUUCUACUUUCCUAGAGGCCGUCCAAAGGACACGGUGAACAUAGAUGCCGUCAUCACCAAGAUCGAGCGGACUUUCGCGCAGUUCCCGCACGAGAGAGCCACAAUGGAGGACAUGGGCCGAGUGGCCAAGGCCUGUGGCUGCCCGCUCUACUGGAAGGGGCCGCUGUUCUGCAGUGCCGGGGGAGAGCGCACGGGCUCCGUCUCUGUCCACAAGUUCGUCGCCAUGUGGAGAAAGGUUGUCCAGAACUGUCACGACGACGCUGCCAAGUUCGUCCACCUGCUCAUGAACCCCGGCUGUAACUAUCUGGUGCAAGAAGACUUCAUCCCCUUCGUGCAGGACGUGGUGAACACGCACCCGGGCUUAGCCUUCCUGAAGGAAGCGUCAGAGUUCCACUCUCGCUACAUCACCACCGUCCUACAGAGGAUCUUCUACUCCGUCAACAGGUCCUGGUCAGGGAGGAUCACGUGUGCAGAGCUCCGCAGGAGCACCUUCCUACAGAACGUGGCGCUGUUGGAAGAGGAAGCAGACAUCAAUCAGCUGACAGAGUAUUUCUCAUACGAGCACUUCUAUGUCAUUUACUGUAAAUUCUGGGAGCUGGACACGGACCACGACCUUCUCAUCGAUUCCCAGGACCUGGCCCGGCACAAUGACCACGCUAUAUCCACCAAGAUGAUUGAGAGGAUAUUCUCAGGGGCGGUGACAAGGGGCAGAAAAGUCCAGAAGGAAGGAAAAAUAAGCUAUGCUGACUUUGUCUGGUUUUUGAUCUCUGAAGAAGACAAAAAGACUCCAACCAGCAUCGAGUACUGGUUCCGCUGCAUGGACCUGGAUGGGGACGGGGCGCUGUCCAUGUUCGAACUGGAGUACUUCUACGAGGAGCAGUGCCGCCGGCUGGACAGCAUGGCCAUCGAGGCCCUGCCCUUCGAGGACUGCCUCUGCCAGAUGCUGGACCUCGUGAAGCCGCAGAGUGAAGGGAAGAUCACCCUCCAUGAUCUUAAGAAGUGUAAACUCGCCAACGUGUUCUUUGAUACCUUUUUCAACAUCGAGAAAUACCUCGACCACGAGCAGAAGGAACAGGUCUCCCUGCUCAGGGAGAGUGAGAGCGAAGGCCCUGAGCUCUCCGACUGGGAGAAGUACGCUGCCGAGGAGUACGACAUCCUGGUGGCCGAGGAGGCUGCGGGAGAGCCGUGGGAGGACGGGUGAGUGUGGGGACGGACGCAGAGAUGGCCGGGAGGACACGGGUGGUACGUGCACAGCAGGCGCCUCCUUUCCCACAUCCACCUGACCCUGAAAGGGCUCGGGCCGGAGACGGUACCUCGUGGGGGCUGUUCGCCCGCUUUCUUUGAGCGCCUGUGACAUUCGCGUGACCAGCGUGUGCAGCUGUGAGUAGGGAACCUCCGUGGGGAAGAGAACGUGGUGGUGGGUGUCCUGAAUCCUAAAUGUAACCCACACGUGGCCGGUGGCAGCCUGUGUACGAGCCCAGCCCAUUUGCCACCAGCGCUCCUCUCCCCUGUGGCUGACCGCGUGCAGGGCUGGGGGGGUGUCCCGCUCCCAGGGCUGUGGCCAGUCUCAGCCCCACUCCGCCCUCUGGGGCCUGGGCCUUCGGGAGUGUAAGCAGGCCUGUGUUCAAGGGCGGGGGGCUCAGGUGUCCGGUGUCCACACACACUCCUGACAGGCUCGGGUCACACGUGUGUUCCCCGUUCCCGUCAGAUCCCUUCCCUCACCGCCCCUCGGGCCACCCGGCACCCGGUCGGGGUCACACAGGGUCAGGCAUGUUUCCACGUGUGGUUUGCAGGGCAGGCGUGGAGCCCAUGGUAGGGAGUCCCCCCUCUACCCUUAGGCACAGGGCAUCCAUGCAGGCGCUCUUGGUUUGGUGGCCACAGGGCUGCCUGCUCGGGGGUCCUGACCCCACCCCCAAGAGGGUCUCAAAACCGGCAGGGGGCACUUCGUGCAUCCCCAGCCCUUCCACACUCAGGGUCUUGGCAGGUGCUGGCUGGUCUUCAGCCGGCAUCUGUGGUUUUCCUGGACAGCGUGGAAGUGGAACCUUGCCGUCCCUUCAGAGGCUCUGCUGGCACAACGUGUCGGCGAGCUGUGCCUGUCGGUGGGCGCAUCGGGGACUCCAUGUCCCAGCUGAGCGGGGUUCCGUGCUCUAGGUGACCACGCACCAGGCCGCGGACGUUCGGCGGCUUCCCCUCUGGUCUGGGCAGAGUGAACAGCGCUGCUGUGAACUAUUUCCCCGCUGGCCUGUGUGAACAUGGGUUCUCACUUCUCGGGGCUCACUGCCUGAGGCUGCGCGUCACGAGGGGACACCCGUUUACCUUCACCAGAACCCGCACAGCCACGUCCCACGUGGCCGCCCGGUCUGCGUCUGCGGCGGCAGCAGGUGAUGUUCUAGCUGCUCCACGUUCUUGCCCACGUGGUCUGCCGGGAGUCGUUUAUGUCCCAGCCCGUCUCAGGCACGCCACUGGGCGUGUCCCCUCCUGGCUGUGAGCGCUGCCGUCCUCGCAGGGCCUCCGUGGACCCCCAGGGGACGCGCCUUGUCUUUGCGGGUUCUCCACGUUGGAUUGUUCGGUUUCUCCCCGAGGCGUUAGGGUUCUUUAUAGCUCGUCCGUACGAGUUCUCUGUGGUCUGUGGUUUGUUGACUUGUCUGCAAAC